Elgaria multicarinata webbii is the source of this 2440-nucleotide messenger RNA. Its product is annotated as trafficking kinesin-binding protein 1-like. Bases 43 to 2424 code for a protein of 793 amino acids. Gene Ontology annotation, molecular function: myosin binding; signaling receptor binding. Lineage: Eukaryota; Metazoa; Chordata; Lepidosauria; Squamata; Anguidae. The transcript has 15 exons. The record is from RefSeq and is a predicted model, not a curated record. Gene Ontology annotation, cellular component: dendrite; cytoplasmic vesicle; mitochondrion. Gene Ontology annotation, biological process: vesicle transport along microtubule; mitochondrion distribution; neurotrophin TRK receptor signaling pathway.
GCGGGGCAGGCAGGCAGGCAGGGGUGACCUCCCAUUAGAUCCAUGUUGCCCACUGAGGUAGGGGGUUUGCUGGGCUCGCAGGGGAUGGAAUUCUGGACCAGCCCUGCUUCUUACGAUGAAGUCAACGGGAAUACGGAACUGGAAGAUAACCCGGACUUAAUCUCCCAGGACCUGGAGGAGGUGCUUUGCUCUGAACGGGUUGGCAGGAUCACCAAGACUUACCAUGAUAUAGAGGCGGUCACCAGCCUGUUGGAAGAGAAGGAGCACGACCUGGAAUUAGCAGCCCGCAUCGGGCAAUCGUUGCUGAAGCAGAACCGGAGUCUGUCGGAACGCAAUGAAUUCUUGGAUGAACAACUUGAACUGGCAAAGGAGGAGAUAGCGCAGCUGCGACAUGAGAUAUCAAUGCGGGAUGACCUUCUGCAUCUCUAUACCAGCAGCACUGAGGACAGUGAACCGGCCUCCGCCAUCUCCACCCCGUUGCGAAGGAACGAAUCUGCCCUCUCUUUGCAGCAGUGUUUCCAAUAUGAUGCCCUGCAGCAAAAGCUAAAAGGGCUGGAGGAAGAGAACCAGAAACUGCGCACAGAGGUCACAAGCAUUGCCACAGAAACAUGUCACUAUGAGGAGCAGGAGCAGAAGUUGAUGAUCGACUGUGUGGAGCAGUUUUCGGAUGCUAGUCGGGAAGUUGUCCUGCUCUCGGAGGAGCUGGCCCGCAAGGCGGAUGACGUAGCCCGGCAACAGGAGGAAAUCAGCCAGCUCCUGGCGCAAAUUGUGGACCUCCAGCAGAAGUGCCGCACAUAUGGUUCAGAAGUGGAGGAAUUGCAGCAGCAUCUCACUGCUGCCAAGGAGGUCCAACAGCAGCUGCGCACAGAGCUCCAAGAUCUGCAGGAGAAAUACGCGGAGUGCGGAGCGAUGUUGCAGGAAGCCCAGGAGGAGAUUAAAAACCUCCGAAACCGCAGCCUCCCCAACAGCACCAUCCACCGCCACAGCUCCCCUACCUUCUUGCCCCUGGAUUCUCUGGCUGCAGAGAUCAAGGGCUCAAUGAGGAAAGGGAUGGACAGCUCUGGUUCUUCGGAAUACAAGGGCUUCCGGCGGGUCUUCGAGACGGUGAAGGCUGUGAAGCAGACCGUGAAAGCCAAAUCGCGGGCAGAAUCGCCACUCACUCUUCCUCCGGGCUCUCCCAAGCCUUCUUCAGUGGGGUGCAGCCGGCUUAGCACCCCCCGUACCAGCUACUACGGUUCAGACAGCCCCACUGUGGGAGGGCUGGAGGGCCAGGACAGCCGGGCCCCUGAAGGACUGGAGGAUGCCCCCCGGGGUGAGCGUGGGACACCAGGCACACCAGGUCAGCAUGACUUAGAAGCUGCCCUCCAGUCCUUGUCCGCUCGCCAGGAGAACCACAGCACCGAGCGUUCGUUCUUCGAGGUGGAGCGUGAAUGCAAGCUGAGGCGCCUGGCUCGGGACGCCGAGGACUCCAGUGGGUUUCUCACGCCCAACGAGAGCAUCACAUCCACCGGCACCAACUAUUCAGGCAGCUCUGGCGGCUCUGGCUUUUCUUUGGGCUCCUUCUCCUACUUCCCUGAUAAACUGCAAAUCAUCAAGCCUCUGGAAGGCUCCAUGACCCUCCAUCACUGGCAGCAGCUAGCCCGGCCUCACCUGGCAGGGAUCUUGGACCCUCGGCCCGGCGUGCUCACCAAAGAUUUCCGGCAGCUUGACACAGACCUGGAGGAGGUCUACAACCUUCACGACCUGGAGGAAGAUGAUGUGGACCUGGCCUCCUUCCCUGCUCUUGCUACCUCGACACCAUCCAAAGCCAAGGAGAGGCCUAGUGUCUUCCACUCCGUUAACAAUCUACCCCAGACCCCGCCUACUUUCACCAUUACCACCUGUUGCAUCUUGCACCCUAGCAACGAGGUCACCAUGGUGACACCCAGUCUUUAUAAUACAGUUGUGCCCUCUUGUGGGCCCUGUGAGGGGCUGAGCCCCUCUCUCCCUCCCCAGAUCCCCCUGCAGGAACAGCCCAGCCAUGAGGAGCAGCAGCCGCAGCAGCAGGAUUCCCCUCUUGGACUGGUUUCUCUGCUGGCAGAGCGAGGCAUUUCGGCGUGGGGCAGAACAGGGGCAGCGGUGGGGGCAGCGGCAGCAGCAGCAGCUUUGCCUGGGUUUGCUGGAGCCCCGAGAAGCCUGCGCUGGCUGCCUCCUUCCUUGGAUUCCCUGUGGAGCGGCCACUGGGACAGCCUCGCUGAGUGGACCUUGGGAUCACGGCCGCUGCCACGGAGGAAGUCUGAGAAGGGCCGAAACAGCAUCUUCAGUUUGAACCUGGUGGAGAAGCUUCAGCGGCUGGGGCUGGACAAGGUGGUGGCAAGAGGGGAAGCCUCAUUUGCAACCUCGCACCUGCAGGGGCUUCAGCAGAGGACGAGGUCUCUGUCCUGACUCCACCACUGGUGCU